Scylla paramamosain (green mud crab) is the source of this 10790-nucleotide messenger RNA. Its product is annotated as nascent polypeptide-associated complex subunit alpha, muscle-specific form-like. The record is from RefSeq and is a predicted model, not a curated record. The coding region runs from base 38 to 10213 and encodes 3391 amino acids. Gene Ontology annotation, molecular function: chitin binding. Lineage: Eukaryota; Metazoa; Arthropoda; Malacostraca; Decapoda; Portunidae. The transcript has 4 exons. Gene Ontology annotation, cellular component: extracellular region.
AAGCAUUGGGUGGCGGGGCAGACAGUCAGUCGAAGCGAUGGUGGUGAAGUUUGUGGUCAGUGCUGUGUCGCUGGCUGCUGUGGCGGUGUUGGCGGCUGGAAGGGGUCUCCAGCCAGCCUACUUCCCCACAGCAGUGCAGGCGCCCUUCAGUGUCUUCGUCCCCGUCCCCAUUGCUGAGGAGUACGUGAGGUUUGCGAGAAGCGCCUUCCGAGACCACGCGGAUGCGACGCCCGAGGAGAGGAUAGAGUGGCUGAGGGAGACCGUGCCGGGAGAGCCUGGGAGGGACUACCCGAUCUACUGGCAGAUACCCGAAACCUCCUUCUCCUGCGAUGGACGCGAAGGUUACUUCGCUGACGAGGAGGCCAGAUGUCAAGUGUUCCACGUGUGCUUCCACAACACGGGGCGCUCCUUCCUCUGCCCCAACGGCACCAUCUUCAACCAGGGCACCAAGAUCUGUACCUGGUGGCACUCCAUCCAGUGUGGCGCCAGCGGGGACAACGUGGCACCCGUCAUCCCUCACGCGGACUCCCCACCGUCACCCCCCAACAGUCACACCAGCAAGAAGUUAGCAGGUUACCCAGGCUUCGGCAGCAGGCUGAGCAGUGAACGCAGGGAGGAAGAAAGGAGACGUGUGCAGCAGAGUGAGGUUGCAAGUCAGAAAAGGAAGCAGCAGCAGGCACAGCAGGCGUCCUAUGAGAGGCGUGAAGAAAGAAGGAAACAGGAGCAGAGGCGAAGGGAACAAGAGGAAAGGAGACGUCAGGAGGCCAGUAAACGAGAGCAGGAACAACGCUUCCAGCAGAGGCAACACGCAGACACGAGACAAGAAGAGCAGCAGCAACAGCAGCGUUUUGAGCACAGACAGCAGGAAGAGGAGAGGGCACAGCAGGAGCAACACUUUAAGCAGACAAAACAGCGGGAGAGCCAUGGAGCGGCACAAGGCAAGCAGGCGGAGCAACAGACGGUAAUGCACGGCCAGCAGGCACACCAGGAGCAGGUAAGGCAGCAGGAGGUGGUGGUGGUGGAGCAGAGUGCCAGUGAGGACCACAGUAGUGUGCAGGGAACCACCAGGCACCGAGAGGGAGCCUCGCGACUACAGCCACCGACCCCAGUCACGCUGGAGGUUGAAUUUGCACCUCGAGCCUCCGACGCUCCCACCGUGCCCAGACGUCAGCAGGAGUUCGGGGCGCGCCUCCCGGUGACACAGGCAGAGGGCGCUGACUCGGAGUCCCAGGAGUACGGCAUUCCCCUGAGCGCCACGCGGCCACAUUACCCUGACGCACAAAGGUCAGGGGAGGAAGAAGAAAGUGAGGAGGUAUUCACCUUCCCCAUCUUCCCGCCCUCCACAGCAACGCCUCACCACAAGGAUUCUGACGAGUCACCAGAGUACGGCGUGCCGCUGUCAGCCACGCGACCACAGUACUUUGAGUCUCAUGAGCAGGAGGAGUCCGAGGAAUCCUUCCCCGGAAAGCGCGUGCUGCAGCGCAUCCUGUCCUCCCUUGAGCGGCACGGCAGCACCUCCACGGUGGAGGUGGGCGCCGCAGUGGUGCCGCCCCUCGACAAGCGCCCGCCACUGGGUACAGAGGAACAGCACCAGACAGUGGCACCUCACGAACACUCAGAAGCACCUGAGGAACACUCAGCACCACGUGAGGACCACUUAGCAGCAAAGGUGGAACACUCAGCAGCACAGGCGGAGCACUCAUCAGCACCAGUAGAACAACCAGCGGUGGGACACUCAGCAGUACCAGUGGAACAACCAGCAGUGGAGCAUUCAGCAGCACCUGUGGAACAAACAGCGGUGAAACCCUUAGCAGCACAGGUGGAACACUCAGCAGCACCAGUGGAACAACCUGCAGUGGAACACUCAGCAACACUAGAGGAACAGCCAGCAGUGGAACACUCAGUAGCACCAGUGGAACACUCAAUUGCUCCAGUGGAACAACACGUUGCACCAGUGGAACAAGUAGCAGUGGAAGAAAAAGCAGCACAAGUGGAACACUCACCAGCACCAGUGGAACAACUAGCUGUGGAGCAACCCGUUGUACCAGUGGAACAGCUAGCAGUGGAAGACUCACCAGCACCAGUGGAACAACUAGCUGUGGAGCAACCUGUUGUACCAGUGGAACAACUAGCUGUGGAGCAACCUGUUGUACCAGUGGAACAGCUAGCAGUGGAAGACUCACCAGCACCAGUGGAACAACUAGCCACAAAACACUCACCAGCACCAGUGGAAAAACUUGCAGUGGAAGAACCCGCUGCACAAGUAGAACACUCAGUUGCACCAGUGGAACAACUAGCAGUGGAAGAACCUGCAGCACCACUGGAACACUCACCAGCACCAGUGGAACAACUAGCAGUGGAAGAACCAUCAGCACCAGUGGACCACUCAGCAGCACCAGUGGAACAACUAGCAGUGGAAGAACCAUCAGCACCAAUGGACCACUCAGCAGCACCAGUGGAACAACUAGCAGUGGAAGAACCAUCAGCUCCAGUGGACCACUCAGCAGCACCAGUGGAACAACUAGCAGUGGAAGAACCAGCAGCACCAGUGGACCACUCAGCAGCACCAGUGGAACAACUAGUAGUGGAAGAACCAGCAGCACCAGUGGAACAACUAGCACUGGAAGAACCAUCAGCUCCAGUGGACCACUCAGCAGCACCAGUGGAACAACUAGCAGUGGAAGAACCAGCAGCACCAGUGGACCACUCAGCAGCGCCAGUGGAACAACUAGCAGUGGGAGAACCAUCAGCACCAGUGGAUCACUCAGCAGCACCAGUGGAACAACUAGUAGUGGAAGAACCAGCAGCACCAGUGAAACAACUAGCAUUGGAAGAACCAUCAGCUCCAGUGGACCACUCAGCAGCACCAGUGGAACAACUACCAGUGGGAGAACCAGCAACACCAGUGGAACAACUAGUAGUGGAAGAACCAGCAGCACCAGUGGAACAACUAGCAGUGGAAGAACUAUCAGCUCCAGUGGAACAACUAGCAGGGGAAGAACCACCAGUACCAGUGGACCACUCAGCAGCACCAGUGGAACAAAUAGCAGUGGAAGAACCAGCAGCUCCAGUGGACCACUCAGCAGCACCAGUGGAACAACUAGCAGUGGAAGAACUAUCAGCUCCAGUGGACCACUCAGCAGCACCAGUGGAACAACUAGCAGUGGAAGAACCAUCAGCUCCAGUGGACCACUCAGCAGCACCAGUGGAACAACUAGCAGUGGAAGAACCAUCAGCUCCAGUGGACCACUCAGCAGCACCAGUAGAACAACUAGAAGUGGAAGAACCAGCUGCACCAGUGGAACAACUAGCAGUGGAAGAGCCAUCAGCUCCAGUGGACCACUCAGCAGCACCAGUGGAACAACUAGCAGUACAAGAACCAGCUGCACCAGUGGAACAACUAGCAGUGGAAGAACCAGCAGCACCAGUGGACCACUCAGCAGCACCAGUGGAACAACUAGCAGUGGAAGAACCAGCAGCACCAAUGGACCACUCAGCAGCACCAGUGGAACAACUAGCAGUGGAAGAACCAUCAGCUCCAGUGGACCACUCAGCAGCACCAGUGGAACAACUAGCAGUGGAAGAACCAUCAGCUCCAGUGGACCACUCAGCAGCACCAGUGGAACAACUAGCAGUGGAAGAACCAUCAGCACCAGUGGACCACUCAGCAGCACCAGUGGAACAACUAGCAGUGGAAGAACCAUCAGCUCCAGUGGACCACUCAGCAGCACCAGUGGAACAACUAGCAGUGGAAGAACCAGCAGCACCAGUGGACCACUCAGCAGCACCAGUAGAACAACUAGCAGUGGAAGAACCAUUAGCACCAGUGGACCACUCAGCAGCACCAGUGGAACAACUAGCAGUGGAAGAACCAUCAGCUCCAGUGGACCACUCAGCAGCACCAGUGGAACAACUAGCAGUGGAAGAACCAUCAGCUCCAGUGGACCACUCAGCAGCACCAGUGGAACAACUAGCAGUGGAAGAACCAUCAGCACCAGUGGACCACUCAGCAGCACCAGUGGAACAACUAGCAGUGGAAGAACCAUCAGCUCCAGUGGACCACUCAGCAGCACCAGUGGAACAACUAGCAGUGGAAGAACCAGCAGCACCAGUGGACCACUCAGCAGCACCAGUAGAACAACUAGCAGUGGAAGAACCAUUAGCACCAGUGGACCACUCAGCAGCACCAGUGGAACAACUAGCAGUGGAAGAACCAUCAGCUCCAGUGGACCACUCAGCAGCACCAGUGGAACAACUAGCAGUGGAAGAACCAUCAGCACCAGUGGACCACUCAGCAGCACCAGUGGAACAACUAGCAGUGGAAGAACCAUCAGCACCAGUGGACCACUCAGCAGCACCAGUGGAACAACUAGCAGUGGAAGAACCAUCAGCACCAGUAGAUCACUCAACAGCACCAGUGGAACAACUAGUAGUGGAAGAACCAGCAGCACCAGUGGAACAACUAGCAUUGGGAGAACCAUCAGCUCCAGUGGACCACUCAGCAGUGCCAGUGGAACAACUAGGAGUGGGAGAGCCAUCAGCACCAGUGGACCACUCAGUAGCACCAGUGGAACAACUAGUAGUGGAAGAACCAGCCGCACCAGUGGAACAACUAGCAGUGGAUGAACCAUCAGCUCCAGUGGACCACUCAGCAGCACCAGUGGAACAACUAGCAAUGGAAGAACCAUCAGCACCAGUGGACCACUCAGCAGCACUAGUGGAACAACUAGCAGUGGAAGAACCAUCAGCUCCAGUGGACCACUCAGCAGCACCAGUGGAACAACUAGCAGUGGAAGAACCAUCAGCUCCAGUGGAACACUCAGCAGCACCAGUGGAACAACUAGCAGUGGAAGAACCAUCAGCACCAGUGGACCACUCAGCAGCACCAGUGGAACAACUAGCAGUGGAAGAACCAUCAGCUCCAGUGGAACACUCAGCAGCACCAGUGGAACAACUAGCAGUGGAAGAACCAGCAGCGCCAGUGGACCACUCAGCAGCACCAGUGGAACAUCUAACAGUGGAAGAACCAUUAGCACCAGUGGACCACUCUGCAGCACAAGUGGAACAACUAGCAGUGGAAGAACCAGCAGCACCAGUGGACCACUCAGCAGCACAAGUGGAACAACUAGCAGUGGAAGAACCAGCAGCACCAGUGGAACAACUAGCAGUGGAAGAACCAGCAGCACAACUGGAAGACUCAGCAGCACCAGUAGAACAACCCACAGCUCCAGUGCAGCACUCAGCAGCACCAGUGCAACUCUCACCAGCACCAGUGGAACAACUAGCAGCGGAGCAGCCCGCGGCUCCAGUGCAAUACUCAGCAGCACCUGUGGAACACUCAGCAGCACCUGUAGAAGACUCAGCAGCACCUGUGGAACACUCAGCAGCACCUGUGGAACACUCAGCAGCACCUGUGGAACACUCAGCAGCACCUGUGGAACACUCAGCAGCACCUGUGGAACACUCAGCAGCACCAGUGCAACACUCAGCAACACCUGUGGAACACUCAGCAGCACCUGUGGAACACUCAGCAGCACCAGUGCAACACUCAGCAACACCUGUGGAACACUCAGCAGCACCUGUGGAACACUCAGCAGCACCAGUGCAACACUCAGCAACACCUGUGGAACACUCAGCAGCACCUGUGGAACACUCAUCAGCACCAGUGCAACACUCAGCAACACCUGUGGAACACUCAGCAGCACCUGUGGAACACUCAGCAGCACCAGUGCAACACUCAGCAACACCUGUGGAACACUCAGCAGCACCUGUGGAACACUCAUCAGCACCAGUGCAACACUCAGCAACACCUGUGGAACACUCAGCAGCACCUGUGGGACACUCAGCAGCACCUGUAGAAGACUCAGCAGCACCUGUGGAACACUCAGCAGCACCUGUGGAACACUCAGCAGCACCUGUGGAACACUCAGCAGCACCUGUGGAACACUCAGCAGCACCUGUGGAACACUCAGCAGCACCUGUGGAACACUCAGCCACACCUGUGGAACACUCUGCAGCACCUGUGGAACACUCAGCAGCACCUGUGGAACACUCAGCAGCACCUGUGGAACACUCAGCAGCACCUGUGGAACACUCUGCAGCACCUGUGGAACACUCAGCAGCACCUGUGGAACACUCAGCAGCACCUGUGGAACACUCUGCAGCACCUGUGGAACACUCAGCAGCACCUGUGGAACACUCAUCAGCACCAGUGCAACACUCAGCAACACCUGUGGAACACUCAGCAGCACCUGUGGAACACUCAGCAGCACCUGUGGAACACUCAGCAGCACCUGUGGAACACUCAGCAACACCAGUGCAACACUCAGCAACACCUGUGGAACAUUCAGCAGCACCCGUGGAGCAGCAAGUGGCACCUGUACAGCACUCGUCAGUCCCCGUGCAGCAUCCUGCAGCACCCGUGGACUCUGCAGCGACGCAGGAGCCUUCAGGAAUCCUACAGUCGGUGGUGACCGUCAUGCAGCGCCUGGGCCUGUCGGUGGGCUCCCUAGACGAUACCGCUCCGCAGCAGUCCCGCCACUCGCAGGAAGAUGUGUCCUUAGAGCUGCAGUCACGUGAUGGUGUCAGGCACUCCCUGGAACUCCUGGACCCUGUACACUCCCUGGAAGUCCAGACACACGUGGAGCAGCAGUCCCAGCAGGCGAGGCAAGAGUUGUCAGUAGAGCAUGUGGUGCAGGAGGGACAGAGUGUGUUCAUCCUAGAGGUGUCUACAGAUGAUGACUCGCCUGCCCUGGAACGCUCCAUUGAACGACUGGAGCCGAGGGAUUCCUUGGAGCUUCUGUCACAAGGGUUCCACGGCUUGGCCUUGUCAGACUCUCGGCCACAGGCACAGCCCACAGCACCUGUGCAGUUCACCCCUACAGGUAGCAGGUCGUCAGUACAAGUGCAGGCAGAUGCUUCCCUCCCCUCCAGAACACAGGCACAAGACCAGCUGUCAUCCAUCGACCAAGUGACAUUUGUUCUGGACCGUUCCAGGGAGACCGAUUCCCCUAGUGAUGAUGACAGGCGCCCCUCCCUGGAGCGUCUGGAGCCAAGGGAUUCGCUAGAACUCCUGUCACGAGAGGAAGGCUCGCGCGCCACCCAGCACGGGGUGUUCCUCUCAGACUCCGGCCCACAGGAGCAGCGCAAGACGCCCGUGGAGCAGGCCGACACCCUCAGACAGCGCCAAGGAGCGCUCCUCUCUGGCUUCAGGCCACGCAUACCUGUACAGCCCAAGAGGGCACCUGUAGAAUCACACGGGUUACCUUUGUCACCUGUGCAACACAAACAGCCACAAGCACCUAGGGAGAAUCUGACACCUGUGAAACCAGUGGAAGAUACAAAGUCACAGCCACCCGCAAAGCAAACGGUACCUGUACACCCUCAAGGUGUGCCUCUGUCCCCUGUGCCAGUCAAUAUGCCUGAAACACCUGCAGAAGCUGUACAACCUCACGGAGUACCUUUGUCACCUGUGCAACCCAAGCAGUCACAGGCACCUCAAGAGAACCUGGUACCUGUGGAACCUGCAUCUCCAGCACCUGUGGAACCUGCACCUCUAUCACCUGUGGAACCUGCACCUCCAGCACUUGUGGAACCCAGACAGCCACAGGCACCAGCUGUGAAGCCCCCUGGAGCACCACUGUUACCUGACAUACCUCUGCUGCCUGUACAGCCCCGAAGGCCACAGGAACCUGUAGAAAGGAAGCCUUUAGGGUCCACAGGAGUACCUCUGAUAUUCAUAAUACCUGAUGACAAACCACUGGUACAGUCCAAGAAGCUUCAGGAGCCUAUUGAACUCCACGUGAUAGAUCUGGCAGCUCUAACACCCAAAAAGCCACAGGUACCUCCUAAGUCCACCGGCAUAGCCUUGACACCUGUGCAGCCGAGAAGACCACAGGAACCUGUCACACCCACCGGCAUACCACUGAUACCUGUGCAGCCUAGAAGACAACCAGCACCUGCACAAGCAAGACUGCCUUUGUCAUCACUGCUAAGGAACAGGCCACAAGGUAAUGCCAAGGCCCAGAGAGCGCCGGAAACACCAGCGCAUCGCAGGAGACCUCAGCAGACCACUGCUUCAAGAUCCCAAACUCGAAUACCUUUAUCGCCCACUAACCUCUUGCGCCCAAGGACACAAACACAACCAGCGGCGUCCAGACCCCGUGGAGGUAAUCGAUUUGGCCAAAGACUCUCCACUGAGCAAAUUCUGAGGUCCCUCGAAGUGGAUGACACUCCUCUGGACACCAUAGAGCGUUUGGACUCCAGGGAACGGUUUGAGGCCACGCAGUCAAAGGCCCGGGACACUCAAGAAGUCCUGGAUUUUGAGGAUGACACAAGGCAGAGGGUGGCCGAUCGGCGGUUCGGGCUGCCCUUGGCCUUGUCCAGGUCUAAUGCAGGCACACAAAAGGAUUCACAGCAGUUAUUCAGACGUGUUGGAAGCUCACCAGCUCAAGAAGAACCUCAGCAAAAGAUCCAGUCUACACCUCAGCAAAAGAUCCAGCCUGCAAGACCUCUGCUCCAGAUCCAGCCUGCACAACCUCAAGAAAAGAUCCAGCCUGUACCUAAACUGGUGAUACAGCCUGCACAGCCCAAGCAGGAGGUGCAGCCUGCAGAACCUCAACAGCAGCUUGUGGACAUCACAGGACAACAAGACACCCUUCUGGAAUUCGACCCCUCAGAUCCUCUUUCUGUGGAACUUAAAGGGCACGUGGAUGAAUUCCUUUCCCUGGAGCGUGUUACCCCCUCAGAUCCCAGUGAACCCGCGAUCUUCAUCAUUCAGGAGGAAUCCAUGGUGUCCAAAGAGGUUCAGGACACGGAUGACACCUUUAGAUCGCGGGAAGUUCCUGAUUCUGUAGACAACGAUUCCUCAGAGCGUCUGGCGUCAGCUGGAGGCCAGGGCAGCACGCAGUCUGGCAUCUCCUUAUUCCUGCAGCCACUGGGAAAUGAUGUAGGACAGCAAGAGGCACAGAAAGAAACGAAUAAUGAAGGCAAUGGGAAGUCCUCCCUGCAGCAAGCUAUUGAGGACCUGAUGGCAAGCCUGCUGCACGUAAGCAAGGGAUUUACUAACGAGCAGAACACUGACACCCAAGACACCCACACCACUUCUAACUUCCAUGUCACUGAUGGAGACUUUGGCAGUUUCCAUGAAGCCUCUGAAGUGUUGCCAGCCGUGGUGCUCCCUGAGUCAGGCUCCACAGUAGAGACUGAAACAGCGACCGAAAAGCAUGCUGACAAAAGCACUGCUACCUCCCUUGCCGCGGCGGAGGAGCUGACCACGCUCCCCGCCACUGAGGAGGUGGUUAAGGUGCACCCCACAGAAGAAGUGGUGGAGGACGACCAGGUCACCACAGCCUCCCCUGCUGAGGAUCACACCCCCGUUAAGGAGAUGACAACACUUGCUCUAACUGAGGAGGAGGUCACAACAGUCAUCCCGGAGCAGGAGACCACAGCAACUCACACCGAGAAGACCUUGUCCAUGUCCUUCUCUGUACGGCAGGGCAUCGCCGCAACUCUCCCCGAGCAGCAGCAGAAGGCAGCCACCACUGAUUUUCCAGCUCAGCAGGCGACCACGUCCAUUCCAGAAGAGCAGGAAGUUACCACUUUAGUCGCUGGUGACCAGCAAGCGACUACUGCCCUACCAGAAGAGGACACAACCACCACCACUUCUUCCUCCCACAAGGAUACAACCACCACUACUUCUGCUUCCAAGGACACCACAAGCACCACCACUACUAUCCAGGGACAGGACACUUCACCCACCACAACCACCACCUCCACUAUUGAAGGGGCCACUACAACCACCACCGCCUCCCCUGCCAAUGACACGACAACAGCCACCACUACCACCCCUGACAGUGAGAUCACGACCACUCCCGCAGCAGACGCGCAGGAGGACCUCACCACAACAAUUCCAGAUGAGGAGACGACCACUGCAAGUCCUUCCACCACAACGAAAAAGACGACCAACUCCAAACUCGUACGACCCCCACGACUUAUCCGCCAACGACCACGAGUUAGGUAUCAGCGUCCCAAGCCGUCUGAAGGGCCCAGCCAGAGGUCACUGGUACGACCAAAUCACGGCGCUGCUAACCUAAGGCAGGAACGACCCAGGUCAAAGUACACGACACCAGAACGACUUCAGAAUGAUCAGGGUUCCGCACGACGACCCAAGUUUGCUUCCCGUCUGUUAGGCCUAUACAGACCGCCCAAAUAAGCCUAUGUGACUUGGAAAAAUGUGCCAAAUGUGGUGAAUAUAAAUAAUGGCUGUUUGUUUAUCCGCUGUCUAUUUAUUUAUGUGUUACGGUGACAUGAAUGUACUAUUUAUUGUCUUAUUUAUUAUGUUAAUAUCUCGGUGUGUGUUUUGUAAUGCCAUAUCUAUAAAGUCUCUCUCUCUCUCUCUCUCUCUCUCUCUCUCUCUCUCUUAAUUUGUAGUCCUGAUUUUCGGCGGCGCCAGUUGACCCCACUGUCGCGCCGCCUUAAAUCAGUCAGCCAGUCAGUCAGUCAAUCAAUUUCCUGAUUUUGGAAUGGGACCUGAGUUAGUUGUGAUCCUCUCUCUCUCUCUCUCUCUCUCUCUCUCUCUCUCUCUCUCUCUCUCUCUCUCUCUCUCUCUCUCUCUCUCUCUCUACGUUAAGGGUUUUAUACAUAUUUACAACUCUGCGUUCGCUGUUCGUGUGGGAUUUCUAUAUAUAUUUUUUUGUAAACGUGAGCACUGUCCCUCCUGAAGCAAAGAGAGGCAGGAAGGGAAGUCUACAUGUAUUCCUCCUAUCACUGAGCUCAAUAAAGAGAUGCCA